This is a messenger RNA of Eutrema salsugineum, 1795 nucleotides long. RefSeq names its product UDP-glycosyltransferase 89A2. Gene Ontology annotation, molecular function: UDP-glycosyltransferase activity. Bases 282 to 1652 code for a protein of 456 amino acids. NCBI's taxonomy places the organism in Eukaryota, Viridiplantae, Streptophyta, Magnoliopsida, Brassicales, Brassicaceae. The transcript has a single exon. The record is from RefSeq and is a predicted model, not a curated record.
CACACAAAAAGGUUGCUUCGACCUACAUCAAUAGCCGAACAGUUCUUUCAGCGGCAAGAUUCACGUGUAAGGGUACAAAGAGGUCCCGGGUUCAAUUAUUGCCUUGGAGAUGUCCCAUCUAAAUAUUUACUCAAUUUAUGAGUUGUAAUAAGACUGAUAAACACGUAACCAUUAUUUAGACCACAGAAGUUGAAAAAAGCUAAAAGAAGAUAACACUCAAAAACAGAGUGACUUUUACAGAGAACGCAACAUUCGUCAACUCCGGCGAAAUAACGGGAUCAAUGGCGUCGGAGGCUAAACCACACAUCAUGGUGUUUCCUUACCCAGCACAAGGCCACUUGCUUCCGCUACUAGACUUAACCCACCAACUCUGCCUUCGUGGACUCAUCGUCUCCGUCGUCGUCACUCCAAAAAACCUCCAAUACCUCUCUCCUCUUCUCUCUGCUCAUCCUUCCUCCGUCACUCCCGUCGUUUUCCCCUUUCCUCCUCAUCCUUCUCUACGUCCCGGCGUUGAGAACGUCAAAGACCUCGGAAACUCCGGUAAUCUCCCAAUCAUGGUCUCUCUUCGUCAGCUUCGUGAACCUAUCAUCCUCUGGUUCCGUUCUCACCGGAAUCCUCCGGUCGCUGUCAUCUCUGAUUUCUUCCUUGGAUGGACAAACGGUCUAUGCAAUCAGCUCUGUAUUCCUCGCUUCGUCUUCUUCUCCUCUGGCGCGUUCUUAGCUUCCGUUCUCCAGUUUUGCUUCGACAACAUCGAAACCAUUAGAACAACGACGACGGGAGAGAUUCGUUUCUCCGGUCUUCCUCGUGAACCGGUUUUCAAGGAGGAGGAUCUUCCGUCGGUGGUUCGACGCUUGGUCCAAUCUCCGUCGCCGGAUUUCGAAGGUAUCAAAGAUGAUUACUUGAUGAAUUUUCAGAGCUACGGUUGCGUUUUCAACACGGCAGAGUGUUUGGAAGACGAGUUCAUCGAGUACGUGAAGCAGAGAGUUGGUCACGACCGUGUUUUCGGAGUUGGCCCGCUUUGUUUAACCGGGUUGGACACGGUUGGUUCUGUUAAAUCCGAUUCCGGUUUGCUGAGUUGGCUCGGCGGUUUCCCAGAACGGUCCGUGCUAUAUAUCUGUUUCGGAAGUCAAAAGGCUUUGACGAAAGAGCAGUGUGAUGCGUUGGCCUUAGGACUCGAGAAGAGCAUGACCCGGUUCGUUUGGGUGGUUAAGAAAGAUCCGAUACCCGAAGGAUUCGAGGAUCGGGUCGCUGGUAGGGGAAUGGUCGUUAGAGGUUGGGCCCCACAGCUUGCGGUGUUGCGACACGUGGCAAUCGGAGGGUUUUUGAGCCACUGUGGAUGGAACUCGGUGCUGGAAGGGUUAACGUGUGGAGUUACGGUGUUGACGUGGCCAAUGGAGGCGGACCAGUUUGUGAACGCGAGGUUGCUGGUGGAGGAUUUGGGUGUGGCGGUUCGGGUCUGCGAAGGGGAUGGAGCAGUACCCGACCCGGAUGAGAUAUGCCGGGUCAUAGGUGAAACUAUGGGAGAGUGUGGACGGGACGUGGGUGCUCGAGCGGAGGAGAUACGGCGGAAAGUAGUAGGAGCAGUGAUGGAGGAAAAAGGAAGCUCUUUUGCUGAUUUAGAAAGACUUGUCAAAGUAUUUGGUCUUCUUUGAAGAUUCUCAAAAAUGGAUUUUUAUUCUCAAGAAUCAAAUGAUUAUGAAAAAUCUACACAAGAAACAAAAAAAAAGAAUCAUCUUACGUUCAUAUUUGUUCCAUUAAUUUAGUUGAAUUUGUCUGAUCAAUGAUCAUAGUUUCU